GGAGUGGAUUUCAUCAGUAAUGUGGGAUAUGAGGCUCUCAUCCAGAGACUCUGUGAGGGUCGACGGAUGUGCAAAGACAUGGAGGAGCUCUUGAAGAUGAGGUAAUUGGUGGCAGCCAAACUGUUCCUACAUUGUGUAUGAAGUUAUAUUAUGUCACAAUUAUAAGUUAAGAAAUAUUGUGUUUCCAUUGGAUAGGGCAUCCGCAGAAGAGAGAUAUGGCAAGGAGUUGGUGACGAUUGCACGCAAGGCAGGGGGUCUCUGUGAGAUCAGGUGAGUGACUCUGCUCUCAGAAUUCAUGGAAACUAAAUGCCUUACGUUUUGGUAGAGAGAGUGGUGUGUGUUAUAAUGUAUUGUGUAAAAUAAAUGUAUUUGCACUUUGUCACAGUUAUAUUCUUUUCACAGCUCUUUGAGAGCAUCCCUUGACCAACUCAAAGUCCGUAAGUAGAACAUAAUUUUAAUCGUCCACUUGUAGCUAUGCAGUUGAAACACCUGUAAGCAGCACUACUUCAUCCCAGAUUUGUAAUAUGUUACCUCAUGUUUUGUAGAAAUUGAGAACAUUGGGAACCUACACAUACAGCUCUCUGGGAUGUUAAAGGAAGAAGUCAAGAGGAUGGAACAGUUCAGGGAGCGACAGAAAGAGCAGAGAAAAAAGGUUUUGGUUUGAAAUGUAUAGCAUUCACCCACAUUAAUGCUAUAAAUAGCAUUCACCUACACAAGGUCUAAAGACAAUCUAUUGUUAGUGCAUUGUGGUGAAUAUCUACAUAGAGUAUGUUGUACUAUUAAAUCAUAUACUUUGAUUUCAAAUGUUUUUGCUGAUUUGCAUUGCUGUUAAAGGACAGAAAGAGUAUCAGUGGUUAGAUGAGAUCAAUCCACUAUUGAUGUGUAAUUGAUCAGCUAUAUGUGUAUCAGUCACAGCAUGUUUCUCUCUGUCUCAGUUUGAAGGCGUCAUGGACAAGGUUCAGAAGAUGAAGGUGUCUUUAUACAAGAAAACAAUGGAGGUGAGCACAGUUCCUACCAAAAAGCUUCUUAAUUUCUUUAUCUGUAUGCUCAUUUGUGUGACGUGAAGCCCUAUUCCGUAUAGUUGUAGGUAGGGCUUGAUGCCUGGGCUUUGAGACCUUCACAUGUCUCAAAGUAACUCAAUGUGUCAGGAUUAUUUUAGCUUUACUUUCAAAGGUCCUUUGUUUUUCUAUCAGCCCAAAUUAUAUACCGGUAAGGAAUUUGUUAUGCACACGACUAAUAGGUUGCACCACCAAGAGCAUACAGAUAGAAAGGGAAACAAAGAGGGCCAUUCCGUGGCAAGCUGAGGAGGUGCCUCUGAAACGCAACUAUCAGCUCAGGAAAUCCUGCUCUAUUUGUUUUAUUUUAGUCUCCCUGCUUGCACAUGCAUCUCUCGCACUUGAUUGCACUUUCUGUUCCUUAUCUGGCAGCAGCUUCAUGUAAAGUGUCAAAUAAUAAUAGCUGUCUUGAUGUAAUAAUUGGAGGCAAGUAGGGCUGUGGCAGUCAUGAAAUUUCGUCAGCCGGUGAUUGUCAAGCCAAUAACUGUUGGUCUCAUGGUAAUUGCCCGUUAAUUAACAUAAACACAUUUAGCAUCUCCUGGCUUCCACACAUAGCCUACAAGCCACCGAUGCAGACCUUUGGAACAUCUACAUUUUAAAAAACUAUUAUAAAUCCAUGUAAUAUAGCCUACACCUUCACAAUAAAUCCAUUAUUUAUUUUAGACAGGUCUAAAGAAGCAUGAUAUGUAGAAAAUGUAGAAUAGCAUACUCUGAGUUGUCCUUAUGUUAGGUCCUGAUCUGGCUAUGCCAAAUGGUUGUGGGCUACACUAGUUCAUUUAGCAGACAAGAUUUGCUUAGAAUUCCGUGGCAUUAUUUGAUAUUAUUUUAUAAUAUGAAGAAAACAAUUUAACAAAGCUGAAUAAAAUAGAAAGGAUAUUUUCUCCAAACGAUUUGAGUGCCACAUGCGGCUAUUCUUUGUUGAGCGGUUAACAAAGAAAUAGGUAAUCAUAUAUGCUUAAUUUAGCGUUAUUAAUGUAAUUUUUGUUGUUCUACAAACGUUGGACUAUAUGUUUAGAUUUUUUAUACAUUGUAAGGCUGCAUGAUGCGACUAAUGAUGAUUUGAAAAAAGUUGCUUGAAAGGCAUGAGCUCUGCUUUGUUUUUUGUGCAGGCUGUGCACAAUUCAUCAGUCUCUCAUUCACAAUUUGACAAGCACUUGAUAAUGCCUCAAAUUUCACAGCGGCAUUCCCUUUGUGUGGCCGUAAUGCACCCUAAAAAAAUCCAUGCCUUUUGCGGCCUGUGGCCGUUGUGCCCUUGGCCCAGAGUGCUGCACCUCUCACUCACAUGGCUCUCCAUCACGUGAUCGGGUAUUUCUCACAGGCUACAAGUGAAGACAGACACAUCCGGGACGCAACUGCGCGCGUCCUUAUCCAAUUCCGAGGUGCAUAUUGAAGAUAUUGGAAGAACUGUCCACAUUUACUUUUCGUCAGCCAACAGGAUGAGUAGGCCUAACGAACAGCAAAAGCCCUAGCCUAUGUCAAUCUACAAUCCCCCAUAGUACAAAAGUUGACCUAUUCUAUUCUGUGUGAGAAAUAAAUAUUCCAAACAUAGUCUGGGACAAUUGUGGGAUGCGAUAGAUCCCAAAUUAAUACAACCAUUAGCAUAAAGAAAACGCAAUGUGGCUGAUGCAACAGAUCAGAACGUUUAGAUUAAAAUGUUGAUAAACUAUUAGUCUUUUUUUUUCAGAAGAUAAGCGCAGCAAUGCGCACACGGCAGUAGGCCAUAAGCACGAAUGUUCCAUUAGCAGGAAAACACCAUUAUCAAAAGUGACCGCAAAUGCGAUUAUGCAUGUAAUGCUUUUAUUACAGUGAGGGAAAAAAGUAUUUGAUCCCCUGCUGAUUUUGUACGUUUUCCCACUGACAAAGACAUGAUCAGUCUAUAAUUGUAAUGGUAGGUUUAUUUGAACAGUGAGAGACAGAAUAACAACAAAAAAAUCCAGAAAAACGCAUGUAAAAAAUGUUAUAAAUUGAUUUGCAUUUUAAUUAGGGAAAUAAGUAUUUGACCCCUCUGCAAAACAUGACUUAGUACUUGGUGGCAAAACCCUUGUUGGCAAUCACAGAGGUCAGACGUUUUUCUUGUAGUUGGCCACCAGGUUUGCACACAUCUCAGGAGGGAGUUUGUCCCACUCCUCUUUGCAGAUCUUCUCCAAGUCAGUAAGGUUUCGAGGCUGACGUUUGGCAACUCGAACCUUCAGCUCCCUCCACAUAUUUUCUAUGGGAUUAAGGUCUGGAGACUGGCCAGGCCACUCCAGGACCUUAAUGUGCUUCUUCUUGAGCCACUCCUUUGUUGCCUUGGCUGUGUGUUUUGGGUCAUUGUCAUGCUGGAAUACCCAUCUACGACCCAUUUGCAAUGCCCUGGCUGAGGGAAGGAGGUUCUCACCCAAGAUUUGACGGUACAUGGCGCCGUCCAUCGUCCCUUUGAUGCGGUGAAGUUGUCCUGUCCCCUUAGCAGAAAAACACCCCCAAAGCAUAAUGUUUCCACCUCCAUGUUUGACGGUGGGGAUGGUGUUCUUGGGGUCAUAGGCAGCAUUCCUCCUCCUCCAAACACGGCGAGUUGAGUUGAUGCCAAAGAGCUCGAUUUUGGUUUCAUCUGACCACAACACUUUCACCCAGUUCUCCUCUGAAUCAUUCAGAUGUUCAUUGGCAAACUUCAGAUGGGCCUGUAUGUGUGCUUUCUUAAGCAGGGGGACCUUGCGGGCGCUGCAGGAUUUCAGUCCUUCACAGCGUAGUGUGUUACCAAUUGUUUUCUUGGUGACUAUGGUCCCAGCUGCCUUGAGAUCAUUGACAAGAUCCUCCCGUGUAGUUCUGGGCUGAUUCCUCACCGUUCUCAUGAUCAUUGCAACUCCACGAGGUGAGAUCUUGCAUGGAGCCCCAGGCCGAGGGAAUUUGCGAAUAAUCGCACCAACUGUUCUCACCUUCUCACCAAGCUGCUUGGCGAUGGUCUUGUAGCCCAUUCCAGCCCUGUAGGUCUACAAUCUUGUCCCUGACAUCCUUGGAGAGCUCUUUGGUCUUGGCCAUGGUGGAGAGUUUGGAAUCUGAUUGAUUGAUUGCUUCUGUGGACAGGUGUCUUUUAUACAGGUAACAAACUGAGAUUAGGAGCACUCCCUUCAAGAGUGUGCUCCUAAUCUCAGCUCGUUACCUGUAUAAAAGACACCUGGGAGCCAGAAAUCUUUCUGAUUGAGAGGGGGUCAAAUACUUAUUUCCCUCAUUAAAAUGCAAAUCAAUUUAUAACAUUUUUGACAUGCGUUCUUCUGGAUUUUUUUGUUGUUAUUCUGUCUCUCACUGUUCAAAUAAACCUACCAUUAAAAUUAUAGACUGAUCAUUUCUUUGUCAGUGGGCAAACAUACAAAAUCAGCAGGGGAUCAAAUACUUUUUUCCCUCACUGUAUAAAGGUGCAUUUUUAUGGUGAAAAUUAUCUUCCCCAAACUUGAAACUCACGCGCUGCUUACAGUGCCUUCGGAAAUUAUUCAGACCCCUUGACUUUUUCCACAUUUUGUUAAGUUACAGCCUUAACCUAAAAUGGAUGAAAACAUUUAAAAAAGCAAUCUACACACAAUACCCCAUAAUCACAAAGCGAAAACAGGUUUUUAUAAAUGUUUGCAAAUUUAUUUAAAAAAUGAAUACAUUUUCGAUAACAUUUGCAUUGAUGUCAGAGUGAUUAGAGGGACAAUAGAGUGCUGAGUACCAGGCAGUUAGCAAGUUUGGUAGGCUACUAAUGACCAUCAGCAGCAUCAUAGCUUGGAUAACCCAAAUUACCGUGACUAAACGGUCACGUGGAAUUUGACUGCCUUCAUUACUCAUGGCCGCCGCUGUGGCGGUAAUACGGUCUUCGCAACAGCCCUAGAGGUAAGUACAUUGUGUAGUAUUGUAAACCUGAUAACAAGUUCCCUUUCUGUGUGUCCUUUUCCAGUCUAAAAGGUCCUAUGACCAAAGGUGCAGAGAGGCGGAUGAGGCAGAGCAAGCUGCUGAGAGGUUGAGCAGUGCAGCCACCACCACACCCAAGCAGGCUGAAAGGGUAAAUCACUAAACUCUUCCCAUCCACACUGGACAACACAUCUACUUAACUGACAAUGGGAACAAGGCUUAGAAAUAGACCAUUAAAUUGUAUGAAAUCGUAACAUAGUGCUCCCUCUGAGUAUUUGUGUAAAAUGUAACAUACACUAGUUGUAGGUCAGUCUGUAGGCUAUAUGUUUUGAAUUGUAGGAAUAAUAACAGAGGAUGUAUAUUGCAGUGAAUGGUUUGACUUUCAUCAUAGAGUGAAUUUUAACACACAUUCUGCACUGUUGCUGUGUGGGGCAUGUUCAUGGGGAUUCCUGCAACCAUCCCCUUCAACUGAGUGAUGAAAUAGAAAUUCUGUUCUUUCUGUUUACUGUUUUACCAUUUCAAAUCAAAUGUUAUUUGUCACAUGCUUCGUAGACAACAGGUGUAGACUAACCAUGAAAUGCUUACUUACGGGUCCUUUUCCAACAAUGCAGUUAAAGACAAAUAACAUGGCAAUAUACAGGGAAUACCAGUACUGAUUUGAUGUGCAGGGGUAUGAGGUAAUUGAGGUAGCUAUGUACUUUACAUACACUGAGUAUACCAAACAUUAGGAACACCUUCCUAAUAUUGAGUUGCACCCAUCGCUUUUGCCCUCAAAACAGCCUAAAUUUGUCAGGGCAUGGUACCUACUAACUACCAUACCCCAUUCAAAGGCACUUAAAUAUUUUGUCUUGCCCAUUCACCCUCUGAAUGGCACACGUACACAAUCCAUGUCUCAAUUGUCUCCAGGCUUAAAAAUCCUUCUUUAACCUGUCUCCUCCCCUUCAUCUCAACUGAUUGAAGUGGAUUUAAAAAGUGACAUCUAUAAGGGAUCAUAGCUUUCCCCUGGAUUCACCUGGUCAGUCUAUGUCAUGGAAAGAGCAGAUGUUCCUAAUGUUUUGUGUACUCAGUGUAGAGGUAAAGUGACUAGGCAACAGGAUAGAUAUUAGACAUUAGCAGCAGCGUAUGUUGCCAUACCACGCUGUGAUUCAGGCAGUCGAGAUGCUCUCGAUGGUGCAGCUGUAGAACCUUUUGAGAGUCUGUGGGCCCAUGCCAAAAUCUUUUCAGCCUCCUGACGGGGAAGAGGCGUUGUGGUGCCCUCUUCACAACUGUGUUGGUGUGUUUGGACCAUGAUAGAUCCUUAGUGAUGUGGACACCGAGGAACUUGAAGCUUGCGACCCGCUCCACUGCAGCCCCGUCGAUAUGAAUGGGGACGUGCUCGGCCCUCCGUUUCCUGUAGUCCAAAAUCAGCUCCUUUGUCUUACUGACGUUGAGGGAGAGGUUGUUGUCCUGGCACCACACUGCCAGAUCUCUGACUUCCUCCCUAUAGGCUGUAUCAUCGUUGUCGGUGAUCAGGCCUAUCACGGUAGUGUCGUCAGCAAACUUAAUGAUGGUGUUGGAGCGUGUGCGGCCACACAGUCGUGGGUGAACUAUGAGUACAGGAGGGGUUGAUGUGAGCCAUGACCAGCCUUUCAAAGCAUUUCAUGGCUACAGAUGUGAGUGCUAUGGGGCGAUAGUCAUUUAGACAGGUUACUUUGGCGUUCUUGGGCACAGGGACUAUGGUGGUCUGCUUGAAACAUGUACUGUAGGUAUUACAGACUGGGUCAGGGGGAGGUUCAAAAUGUCAGUGAAGACACUUGCCAGCUGGUCUGCGCAUUCUCUGAGCACGCGUCCUGGUAAUCCGUCUGGCUCAUGCAUGGUUCAGUGUUGCUUGCCUCGAAGCGAGCAUAGAAGGCAUUUAGCUCAUCUGGUAGGCUCAUGUCACUGGGCAGCCGUUAGCUGGGUUUCCCUUUGUAAUCCAUGAUAGUUUGCAAGCCCUGCCACAUCCGACUAGUGCCUGAGCCGGUGUACUAGCAUUUGAUCUUAGUCCUGUUUUGACGCUAUGCCUGUUGAUGGUUCGUCAGAGGGCGUAACGGGAUUUCUUAUAAGCAUCCAGGUUAGUGUCCCGCUCCUUGAAAGCGGCAGUUCUAGCCUUUAGCUCAGUGUGGAUGCUGCCUGUAAUCCAUGGCUUCUGGUUGGGAUAUGUACGCACGGUCACUGUGGGGAUGACGUCGUCGAUGCACUUAUUAAUGAAGCCGGUGACUGAUGUGGUAAACUCCUCAAUGCCAUCGGAUGAAUCCCGGAACAUAUUCCAGUCUGUGCUAGCAAAACAGUCCUGUAGCUUAGCAUCCGCUUCAUCAGACCACUUCCUAAUUGAGUGUGUCACUGGUACUUCCUGUUUGAGUUUUUGCUUGUAAGCAGGAAUCAGGAAUAUAGAGUUAUGGUCAGAUUUGCCAAAUGGAGGGUGAAGGUGAGCUUUGUAUGCACCUCUGUGUGUGGAGUUUUUUCCCCCUCUAGUUGCACAGGUGACAAGCUGGUAGAAAUGAGGUAAAACAGAUUUCAGUUUUCCUGCAUUAAAAUCACCAGCCACUAGGAGCGCUGCCUCUGGCUGAGCAUUUUCUUGUUGGCUUAUGGCCCUGUAUAGCUCGUUAAGUCUUAGUGCCAGCAUCGGUUUGUGGUGGUAUAUAGACAGCUAUGAGAAAUAUAAAUUGGUAAAUAGUAUGGUCUACAGCUUAUCAUGAGGUAUUCUAACUCAGGCGAGCAGAACCUUGAGACUUCCUUAAAAUUAGAGAUUGCGUACAAGCUGUUAUUAACAAAGAGACACACCCCCACCCUUGAGUUUAUGACUCUUGAGCCAUGACUCCGUGAAGCAUAGGAUAUUACUGUUCUUCAGGUCCCGUUGAUAGAAUAGUAUCGAACGGAGCUCGUCUAGUUUGUUCUCCAGUGAUUGUACAUUCGCCAGUAGACAGAGGGUAGAGGCGGUUUAUCUUGAAAAAAGAACUACAUUAUUUCUAAUGAUGUAAUUGGGAGAUCAUUUCCGUACUCUUUAGUACUGACAUUUAUGCAUUCGUUUCCUGUCAGUGACAGUAACAUCCCUGUUCGUUUGCAGAUGCUCAACAAGUCUAAGCAGUGCAGGGAGGCAGCAGGAGAGGCAGGUAAGCGAUACUAGGCUACUGAGCUCCUAUCUUUUCCUGUCGUUGUACUCCAAAUAAAGGCAGUCCAUGACUUGAAAUCAAGAUUGUUGAAAAACCAUAGCAUGAUUUGACAGUUUGUUUUUGUCUCCCUUUCAUCACCAUAAUGCUGAGGUUUAACAGAAAUGAACUGUUGUAAAAAAAAAAAUUUCAUCAAGUAAUCUUAGAAUUUGCUUCCAAUUUGCAGAUUAUAUUUCUAAAGGCCAUAUACACUGAGUGUACAAAACAUUAAGAACACCUUCCCCAGGGAUGCUGGCCCAUGUUGACUCCAAUGCGUCCCACUGUUGUGUCAAGUUGGCUGGAUGUCCUUUGGGUGGUGGACCAUUUUUGAUACACACAAGAAACUGUUGAGCGUGAAAAACCCAGCAGCGUUGCAGUUCUUGACACAAACCGGUGCGACUGACACCUACUUCCAUACCCCAUUCAAAGGCACUUAAAUAUUGUGUCUUGCCCAUUCACCCUCUGAAUGACACACAUACACAAUCCAUGUCUCAAUUGUCUCAAGGCUUAAAAAUCCUUCUUUAACCUGUCUCUUCCCCUUCAUCUACACUGAUUGAAGUGGAUUUAACAAGUGACAUCAAUAAGGAGUCAUAGCUUUCACCUGGAUUUACCUGGUCAGUCUAUGUCAUAGAAAGAACAGGUGUUCUUAAUGUUUUUUACACUUAGUGUAUAUUGUGCCUCCACUGUGACAGAGGAUCCAAUGAAUCUUCAACAAUUAUUCCAGCACAGGAGUCAAUAACUGUGUAUUAUCUGAAUACCACCUUUGCUUCUUUGUCCUCAGAAAAACAAUACAUGUCAAACAUCGAACAGCUAGACAAGAUUCGCCAAGAAUGGGAAACCACACAUGAGAGCACAUGUGAGGUACAUUGAGGCAUAUUCUGAUGUCAUUGCAAUGAAUGCAAGUUGGAUUGUACAGUAUGAUCUGACAAACUUUUCUUAAAUUACGUAAAUAUUAGCUGUCAGACCAGCUGAUGGUCUACAGAUUGUUGUAAAAAGGGGUUAUCCCCUGCAGGUCUUUCAGCAGCAGGAGGGAGAUCGUAUCAACAUCCUAAGGAAUGCCAUCUGGGUCCACUGUAACCAAUUUUCAAUGCAAUGUGUCAAAGAUGAUGAGGUUGGUCAAGUUUUUGUCUUACCAAGCCAUACUGUAAUCCACAAUAUCAGUAGCAUUAGUCAGCAUUUUAAAGCAUGGUACCAUGUAUACCAGUAUAUAAGACAAAUAUAGAAUGUGUCUCAACUGUAUCAUAUAGUAGCUAUAAGACUACUCAGUAAGGCUGAUUAGUAAUGAUGAAUGAAGAAAGUAAACUGAAUGUGUUUGAGCCGUGCCCAAAAUGUACUUUCAGUGUUAUGAGGAUGUGAGGAAAACUCUAGAACUGUGUGACAUCAUGGUAGACAACAACUGCUUUGUUGAGAUGAAAAGCACUGGCUCAAGUCCACCAGGUAGGUACACUACACCACCAGUCCUGUUUAAUGGUUUGUGUACAUGAAUAUGUUCCAGGUCUGAACAUUUCAAUAUUACAUCUUUAAAUGUCAAAAUAGUAAAAUAUUGAUGAAAAUAUGUGGCCACAUUGAGAAAUAAUAUGUUCACCCUUUGUUUGCACUUUGCAGUGCAGCCAUGUCUCUGUGAUACACUCUUUACUUAGGCUUUGGGUGAGUUUGCUUUGCUGAAUGCCUGUGAUUUCUCCCCAGAUCCCAUUGUGUUUGAGAACUACUAUGACAGGGAGCCCUGGACAGACACCAAUGGCAGUGCCCGCUUUGUAGGAGGAGUUAUGAAGAGGUUAGAGAUACUAAGAAUUGUUUUUGCACUACAAGAAUGCACAUUUAACUCAUCAAAACAACAUGUUUACAAUGUGAAGCAAAGUAAACUCUGUUUAAUUACUUUUAGGUUUUCAAACCUUUUGCAAGGCAACUCUUCGGCUGGCUCUAAAACCAACGUUAAUGACUGUUCACAGCCACUAGCCCCACCUACUGGUUUGUAUGCUGCUACAAUUACUGUAAAUUAAUAAGUGUGGUACCAAUAGAAACCAUUUGUGGACAGGGAGAGAUAAUGUUUUUUCACAGUCAUUACAUUGUUACUUGUCAGGUAAAAACAUAUUUGAGACUGAGAAAAUAACAAUGUAUGUUCUCUUUCUAUGCCCCCUCAUAACAAUGCAUUGUGUUGAUCUUGUUCCAAUCAUAAUGUGAAAACAUACAGUAAUAGCCCAUUACCUGAUCAUGCAGGUUUUCCAUCUAAAACAUCCACCUGAUUUCAGGUAAAAUGUCCCUUGACGCAAAAGUAGCUGUUGCCACAAUAUUAAGCAGGGUCUGACACUAUAUCACAUCACACUACAUUACAUGGACUUACUCUUUUAGUUCAGUCAAUAGUUGUGGUACUGAGGUUUCAAACUGCCAGUGGUUUGACCCAAUAACUGAUUAAUCUGCUUGCCUCGAUGACUUCAUGUGUAAUCCUUAGCCGACACAUCAGAUGGAGUGUACGCCUCCAUUCCUGGAUUUCUGCGAGAUGAGCCAACCAUCUCAGAGAGCAGAGAGGAGUACCAGGCGCUGUAUGACUAUGUGGCUCAGGUCAGAAUGCUCUGACACCCUAUAUGCCCGCAUUCAACAUCUAGGCAUACACUAAGAAUGAGUGGAUUCACGUUUCUGUGACAUUUGAACUAAACCUAACCUGUCCUUGUCCGUCUCUAGAGUGCGGAUGAGCUGUCCAUGUCUGCAGGGGAGACGGUGGUGGUCAUUGAGCAGGGUGUGGAUGGCUGGUGGACUGUGGAGAGGAACGGCCUGUCAGGACUGGUCCCUGGAUCCUAUCUGGCCAAAUAA
Messenger RNA from Coregonus sp. 'balchen', 10891 nucleotides. NCBI's taxonomy places the organism in Eukaryota, Metazoa, Chordata, Actinopteri, Salmoniformes, Salmonidae. The record is from the annotation of a GenBank genome assembly.